AUGUCGCUGAACAUGCCUCAUGGCAACUAUGUCUCGACUGCGCGCCGGGCUAUCGUAGCAAUAACGACCCGUACUCCUCGCCAGUUCCGACAACAGUACAAGUGGGUUGCUAUUGGCUUCGCGCAGACUCACGCUUAUUCGAUCUUCAGACACAUUAGGUCCCACAAGCAGACCAGAUCACCGCAGAAUUUUCGCUCACCCGUGUUCACGCUCCCUACAGAGAUUCUCUUAGAGAUCUGGGGGUACAGUUGCUGCGAAAGUGUUCCCGUCCUCUCCGCAGCAAUCACGAUAUCGCACGUAUGCUCCUCUUGGCGCAUCCUCAUUCUUCAAUGCUCCGAGUUCUGGACGUCCAUAGACCUCCCCGUACAUCCCGACUGGGUGGCGAAGCUCCUGGCCCGCUCCAAAAGCGCCUCUUUACAUAUAGCAAUAGCACACAUACCAGUCAACGCUCUUCAAUCUCAGGUCCUCAGGCUGCUACUUGAAGUUCUGAAGGAAAUCCCUCGGAUCGAAACCCUCCGUAUUCACGCACCUGUGACGAUUCUCGAUCGCGUAGUCUCGUCUAUGAAGGACGGUGCACCGCAUCUCCGUGCUUUCGUUAUGAAUGCUGUCGAUGGCCCCGGAGAGGUGGUCAGAUCUCUUCCUGCAACCCUUUUCCACGAGCGGACGGCGUCCUUGACAGAAUUAGGGAUCCUUCACUGGCCUGUCGCAUCGGGUUUUUCAUUACCUCGAGCCUUGAAGCGGCUGCAGAUCCGUACCUCUUUUGAAUGUGCUCCCUAUCUGCUGGACCUACUGGAAUGCAUCGCUGAACUUCCCUUCGUGGAGUUCAUACAGAUUCACAAACGAGGCGUGGGAGAAUCGAACCUCUGCCGAAUUGACGGGCCUGAGGCAUCCGUGUUCUUACCGCCGUCCUCUGUCACCCUUUCGCACUUGCAUACGCUAGAUGUUCUCGCGGAGCCAUUAUAUUGCGCGAACGUACUUUCCCAUUUUCAGCUUCCUGCGCUGCGUUCAAUCCACGCGGUUUGUUUCGACAGAGUAGGCGGGCUCCGCGAGAUGCUGAUGGAGCUUGGUCCGCUACUAGCGAAUUUCGGGGAGUUUGACACCAUCUGGCUCUCCGGCAGCGAGGGUGAUACGGUGACCGUGCGGUUUCAAGGACCGGGCGGCGGCCAGGAUAUGAAGGCCCUCACAGUCACCUACUGGCAGCCGCCAUUACCGCAUGAUGUCUGGGCGAUCAUCCGUUUGUGGGACGUUGUGUAUGCACAAGUCGAGAACGUUCACACAAUGCACGUCUGUGGGCCGUUGCCUCACGCCCUUCUGCACCCUAUGUGCGCCUUCGCCUACGGUAGUCUUCCCCUUUUGCGUGUCCUCAAGCUCGAGGGCGUGCCUCUGCAUGCGCGUGGUCCAUGGAAGGCCCACCACAGCUUACCGUCAGACUUUCUCGAAUCGCUGCGCAUCUUUUUGAGCAUACGAUGCGCGAUGUUUGGGCGCGUUCAGGAGCUACAUCUGAUCGAUUCUGGUGGCCCUGGGCUGCACGACCAGUUCUGUGACUUUGCGGACACUGUUCUAGUCGAUGGAGUUGAGGGUUCGCCUUACGUAGACAUCUGCAGAGGCUUGGCUAGGCUUGGGUUAGAUGAUGUAGAUUAA
This is a messenger RNA of Postia placenta MAD-698-R-SB12, 1641 nucleotides long. RefSeq lists its product as hypothetical. The transcript is spliced from 2 exons. The record is from RefSeq and is a predicted model, not a curated record. NCBI's taxonomy places the organism in Eukaryota, Fungi, Basidiomycota, Agaricomycetes, Polyporales, Adustoporiaceae. Bases 1 to 1641 code for a protein of 546 amino acids.